Messenger RNA from Cryptotermes secundus, 2385 nucleotides. RefSeq names its product Bardet-Biedl syndrome 7 protein homolog. Bases 196 to 2373 code for a protein of 725 amino acids. Gene Ontology annotation, cellular component: BBSome; axoneme; membrane. The record is from RefSeq and is a predicted model, not a curated record. Gene Ontology annotation, molecular function: protein binding. NCBI's taxonomy places the organism in Eukaryota, Metazoa, Arthropoda, Insecta, Blattodea, Kalotermitidae. Gene Ontology annotation, biological process: intracellular protein localization; intracellular transport; non-motile cilium assembly. The transcript is spliced from 17 exons.
CACUGGAAGUUGGUCAUAGACGUGAUUGAGUGUGUUGCUAUGGGAGAACUACCAACCAGUUUGUUGUUUAAAAUUUAAAAUAAUCAUUUUUAUUCAUAUUUAGAGAUUGUGAGGUUAAACAUGUAUCAAAAUACAGCUGCUAAAGAAGGAGAUAAAUCUUAAUUAUUACCAUAUCUCUUUUGUGCCUUUAACAUCAUGGAAUUAGAGUUAUCUAGAGUUGAUUACACAUUGGUGGGGAUAACAGCUCCACAAACAAUGAAACUUUUACCUAACAUAGGAACAAGAAUGAUGCAGAAGGUAGCUGUUGCAGAUCAAGAUGGAGUGUUACAAAUAUUUUCUGUGAAGAAAGGAGACAUCCAAAUAGGUUUUAAAACAUUGCCAGGUGCUGGUAUAUCUCGGUUGGAACUUGGUGGUGCACUGGGGACUGUAAAGGACAAAAUAUUUGUUUCCUCUGAAAAUGAAGUUCGUGGGUACACAAAGAAGGGAAAGCUGUUUCUGGAUUUUGACACAAAUCUUACAGAACCUAUUAAAUCGAUGCAUGUUAGUGGUAGUAACCUUCUCGUUUGUGGUAAACAUGCAUACAACCAAUAUCAUGACUGUAAAGACACAAAUUCAUAUCUGUGCGGAGACCAAAUUAAUGAUGUUGUUUCACUCUCUGCUGAAAAGGCUAACAGGCUGACUCCAAUAUUAGCUUGUGAGGACAGGAUGCUACGAGUGCUGGAUCGAUCCUCUGUGCUUCACAAUAUAGAGGUUGAUGCCAUACCAGCCGUCCUGCGUCUCAAUGGCAGUGAUGGAGGGGAAGCUGGGGACGAGAUAUUAUAUGGCACCGCAGACGGGAGAGUUGGGCUUGUUCAUGUAGGCAGAAUGGAUGUAGAUCACAGGUGGAUAUUGAAUGAUGGGAAGCAACGAGCCGGUAUCGUCUGUAUGGACUGCUAUGAUAUGUCAGGAGAUGGAGUAUUGGACCUUCUGAUAGGGCGACAGGAUGGGACUUUGGAUAUUUUCUCGUUGGGUGAUGAUGCUGGUGAAGAAGGCAAACUAACACAGAGGUUUUCUUAUUCAUGUAAUGAAAGUAUUACCUCUGUCCAUGGUGGGGUUGUUGGAAAUGCAGGCUAUGAAGAAGUGGUGGCUUCAACAUAUACAGGAUGGAUUUUUGGCUUGACAACAGAAGUGGUGGAUAAGCAAAUACUUAUGGAUACAGAAACUGGCAGUAUGAAUAUUUCCCAGGAUGCUCAGCAGAAGAUAAUGCGUCUGAGAUUUGAAAUUGAUGAGCUAGAACAAAGAGUUAACAGAGAAAGAGAAAAGUAUCAAGCAGCAACACAAGACAAAGUAGAUGGGUUAUCAGCAAUUCCAUUCAUUUCAAUUAAUGAUAAGAUGACUCUCUGUCAAGAUGAUGCUUCAUAUUCACUAAUACUGGAAGUGCAGACAGCUAUAGACAAUGUACUUAUCCAAAGUGAUGUUCCUGUGGACUUGCUGGAUGUGGAGAGAAAUUCAGCAGUUGUAAGCUACAGUGCAUGUGAACCAGGGAGUGGUAACUACUUGCUGGCAACGUACCGCUGCCAAAUGAAUACAACCAGACUUGAACUGAAGCUGCGUACAAUUGAAGGGCAGCAUGGAACUCUACGGACAUAUGUCACACCUUUGAUUCAACCCAAGUGCUGUCAGUUGCAACAGUAUAAGAUAAAACCUUUGUCUCUUCAUAUGCGUUGUCAUUCCUUUGACCCACAGCGGCCAUAUAAUAUACUCACACUGAAGGGGGCAUUCAGUCUUGGAGAGAUACAUACAUGGGUGUCCUUCUGCCUACCUGAGAUACCCGAGAAGGCUCCUACUGGGGACAAAGUCACAUUCACUUUUGUCUCCACAUUCCUUGACACGAUGCUACAUUGCUCUUACUGGAAGGGGGAAGCAGAGUUCCAGUCAGAUAAUAUUUCUACUAUCUCAAUUCUAAAAGAUAUUUUAACUAAAGAAGCCACAAAGAAGAAAAUAAAACUGGAAAUUUUUUGUGCAGUGAAUGAUGAAAGCGUGGUACACACUCUACAUUUGCUACAUCCAAAGCUGGAAGCACAGUUGAAACUCUCAAAACAAGUGGCACUUCUGGAGGCACUUCGAGAACUGGACACUCAUGAUGCAGAAUCACUGGAAUGUCUUUUGCCAGAAUACAGACAUAUUUUGAAAAAUGAGAAGGAACUGUUGGCCCAGUACAAGCGACAACCUGCACACCUAGAUCGCUUAUAUGGCAUGAUUACAGAUUUGUACAUUGACAGACACAAAUUCAAAGGAAUUAAUGUGAAAGGGAAAAUUCCACAGCUGCUGGAAGUAUUAGAUAAAUAUGACUUGCAAAAUCUGCUAAACUUCUUUGAACAAGACCCUGUGUGAAAAGGUUGAUGU